Messenger RNA from Funneliformis mosseae, 210 nucleotides. The record is from the annotation of a GenBank genome assembly. NCBI's taxonomy places the organism in Eukaryota, Fungi, Glomeromycota, Glomeromycetes, Glomerales, Glomeraceae.
AUGCCUCUUCCUAUAAUUAAAGUUCAACCUCAUCUUAUGAGAAUAACUCCAGAAAGAGCAAGAAGAUGGGCACCAUCUGUCAUGGGAUUUACUGGAGCUCUUGGUGUAGCAGCUUUACUCUUCGUCGAACCGAUCCCAAAAGUUCGUAAAGAUAUUUUAUGCAAAUUUCCUAUUCUUGGUAAAUACUGGAAACCUAAAAUAGAAAAUUGA